AUAGCUACAGUAUAUAAGUUCUUUGGUUGAACAGUGAGUCAGUAUUGCAGCUUUAAAGCAGGAUUGAGACGAACAUCUGUAACAGACAGUUUAACUUUACUUCGUGUGGAUACGUACAGAGGAGGAAAUGACAUCAUCCAGCCAAAAUUCCAUUGGCAACAGAUGCUGUAAGUCUUCAACAAACUGCUGUAAAAAUUUACAAAAUAUCUCUCUUCAAGAUCUGAAAGCUGAGUUGAAGAAGCAAUUUAAAUACACAUGGCCCUCGAUUUUGUACAACUUCUGCAACUAUUUUCUUGUUCUAACAACAUUGCUGUUUUGCGGACGUCUAGGGAAACUAGAAUUUGCAGCAGCAUCCCUGGCAAGUUCUGUAAUAAAUAGCCUCUGUCUUUCCGUUGCCCGUGGCUCAGCAACGGCAUGUGAUACGUUCUUUGCGCAGAUGUAUGGAAGCGACAACAGAAAGAAAAUAGGAGUAGUGUUACAACGCAGUCUUAUCAUCUUAACCAUCUUCGCUUUACCUGUACUCGCUACCUUUCCAAAUAUGGAGAGAAUUUUAAUUGCUGUAAAUGUCAAACCAGAUAUUGCAAGGCUGACUGGAACCUUUGUUGUUUACUUCAUGCCAGCAGUUCCUGUGGUUUUUUGCAUUGAAGUAUUUGUGAAAUAUCUUCAAAACACAAAUCAUGUGCUACCUGUCGUUGUUUGUACAGUUACAGCCAAUGCUAUUGGUGCAUUGCUCUGUUACAUAUUUAUAUUCCGAAUAAAUAUGGGAAUAAGUGGGCCUGCGCUUUCUCUGGUUCUUACAUACUUUGCUUUGCUUAUUCUACUUGUUGGUUACAUAAAAUUUAGUAAGAUGUACGUCGAAACCUGGCAAGGUUUUAGUAAGGAGUGUUUUUAUGACUGGGGUUCAUUUAUCUCCCUCUCUAUAUCUGGCAUGAUGCAUAUUUGUCUCGAGUGGUGGGGAUUUGAAAUUGGCUACUUCCUUUCAGGUAUUUUGGGUAAAACUGAACUCGGUGCUUAUUCUAUUACUGUCCAGUUUGCUGCAUUAUCAUAUAUGAUUCCUCUUGGAUUAGCCAUAGCAGCAAGUAUAAGAAUAGGUCAUUCUCUCGGUGCAAAGGAUUCUAAAUCUGCAAGGACUGCACUGUGUGUAGCACUUUUAUGCAGUUGGGUUUGUGCAUUGUUUGUUUGUAUUUUGUGGUUGUCAACUAAGGAUCAUUUAGCUAAAGUUUUUAUUGACGAUCCAGAAAUAAUCAGCCUGGUGUCCAAGGUUGUACCCCUGUGUGUCGUAUAUUCAUUCUUUGAUUUCACUGGCGCCGUAUGCAAUGGAGGUCUGCGAGGCGCCGGUCAUCAGAAGAUAGGAGCCAUUGUUGGCUUUAUAAGCUACUAUAUCAUAUGCCUACCAGUCGGAGGGUACUUGAUGUUUAAAACAGAUUUAGGAAUAAUUGGAUUGUGGUCUGGUAUCACAUUAGGUCUUAUGGCGCAAGGAUCAUCGCUUUUGAUUUACAUGAUGAAAUUAGAUUGGGAUCUUGAGGGCCACAAGGUAAGCUCUUUUGUCCCACUCUUACUGUUUGUCCUUUGCUUUCAAAAUAGGCUUAAGAUGUGCAAUAAUCCCUUUGAAAUGAAAUUUGGUUCCUACUUUUUUAAUAUGUAA
Anneissia japonica is the source of this 1645-nucleotide messenger RNA. RefSeq names its product multidrug and toxin extrusion protein 1-like. Gene Ontology annotation, biological process: xenobiotic detoxification by transmembrane export across the plasma membrane. Gene Ontology annotation, molecular function: xenobiotic transmembrane transporter activity; antiporter activity. The record is from RefSeq and is a predicted model, not a curated record. Gene Ontology annotation, cellular component: membrane. The coding region runs from base 128 to 1645 and encodes 505 amino acids. NCBI's taxonomy places the organism in Eukaryota, Metazoa, Echinodermata, Crinoidea, Comatulida, Comatulidae. The transcript is spliced from 15 exons.